AAAGGAGCACAGUUUCUGCGGUUGUGUAUUUCAUUUUUUUUAUAUAAAAUUAUCGUUGUAACUAUACUUGCGAAAAAGAUAAUUUAUUUAUUUCAAUUCUUUUUAUAUAUGUAAUUUAUUAACGGAUAGUUUAUUGUUACAUUAUUUAAGAAACAAUUACAGUUUGCAUGUAUUUGGAAACAAAAAAUAAUAAUAAAUUUUUUUUACGAAAUCAAGAAAGGAUUUAAUUAAUUUUGCCGUAAGUGAAAAGUAGUGUAAUAGUAAAGCGCGGACAAUUCGCAAUAAAGCGGAUCGCACAUAAUUGCAAGCAAACGCUACCUGUGUUGUAAAUGUUAGUUGCACUGUUGGCAGUGGAUGCCGUUUUCCGAAAGUCUUUAAAGAAUUUUGAAAAGCGUUUUAUUACGGAAGCUCGAGUUGAACGAACUCAAAACGUAAUACAAAUUGCACAUUUGGAACACGUAAAAAAUACUGUAUCCGUAGAUUUUAUGGGCAAGAUGGGUGGUGGAGGUGGUCAACAAAGCCCUCCUGCUGUUUCGAAUGAAAAUGUUGCAGAUAAUACCGGCAUGGGAAAGCACAAUGUGACCUUAAUUGCCUUCAAAACGGGAGAUAAUCAAUGCUGUCAAGAGAUUAACAGUCCAAAUGUUAAGAUUGUAAGCAGUAGUGGUAAUCACGAUCACGGCUCGUCUAAAGUUAAAUUGAAAAAUAUUGUUGACUAUAAAUGGGAAGUGAAGACAUAUCCUGCCCAUUUGAUAGCUGUUCACAUAGAUGAGAAGUACAUUGCCUAUGUAAUUAAUGUUAAUAAAGUGACACGUAUGGAAGGUAUGGUGCGCGUUGUCAAUACUACCAAUGGCUUAAGGGCACUUAUAAAGGGCAUGGCAGGGGAAGUCUUAGACUUGCAAUUUGCCCAUAUAGAAAAGGAACAUAUAUUAGCGUCAAUUGAUUUGAAUUCUUUGUAUGUGCACAAAAUUGAUGAGAUUGAUGGGGCUUUAUUAUGUAAUUUAAUAAUUAAAAUCGAAUCCCCUUUGCCCAAUUACACGCCAAAGCACGACAAAAUAUCUUGGUGUCCAUUCAUUGAUGUUCCUGGUGAAGAUGAUGAAGACAGCCAGCUAAUUGUAUGGGCUCGUGGCACCGUGUUUCAAUGUUUCAAUAUUAACCUAAUCGUAGCCGAACAUGGCAUUGGAAAGAUUCAAGAAGGUGAUAUCAGGUCGGGUUUUAUCAAACAUGAAGAUAAAGCAGUAAUCAUCACUUGGGUAGCUUUAUCGCCGGAUGGAUCUACUCUUGGCGUGGGAAGUACAGAUGGUGUCAUACGUUUCUAUCAGGUCUACAUUCACGACAAAAAUCCACGUUGUCUACAUGAAUGGAAACCCCAUAAUGGCAAGUCUGUCUCUUCAUUCUUCUUUCUCGAUAAUUUGACUAAAAAUAAUACUGACACUUAUUGGAAAUACGCUAUUACUGGUGCUGAAAAUAAUACCGAAUUUAAGGUUUGGGAUUGCGGUACUUGGAAUUGUUUACAGACAGUUAAUAUAAUGGCGGCCAAUGAAGAAAAGUCUCUGAGAUUUAUUGCUGAAAUUGACCGAACUUCAUCCUAUUUAGUCAUUUCCAGUCUCGAGACUCGAAUAUGUUAUGUAAUGCAAAUAAUCAAUAAUGUUAGUACGAGCACAUUUAAAGAUUUUUCAUCAGACAUUGAUGAAUCGCUGAUGAAUAAAGAUACAAGUGGUAGUAGCAUUGCAUCACAUUCUUCCAAUUUGACUUCGAAAAGUUCCAUUUCAAUGUUUUCGCCAGCCGUUUAUAUUAAAAGUAUUUCUGAAUUUCCUCUAAAUUCGGGAAUUCUUUCAUUUACGAUUGUCGAUGCCGCUGUGCGUCGCUAUAAAUGUGCCAAUGACAAUUAUUUAUGCGAUGAAUUGGACGAUUAUGAUGAGGAGACCAAUUCUAUUUAUUGCGUAGUUGUUCACAUGUAUAUCGUGCAGUCGAAAAGUAUGCAAGAAUGUCAUAUACUAUACCAACCAACGGUGCAUGAAAGCGUUGAUAUAAAGAGCACAAUGUCAAGCAGCGAAACUAGCAAUCAAAGCAUACAUUCGAAAAAUUCUUUGCAUAAUGACAUUUUAAACAGCAACUCAAACACGAUUGACAACGACAGGGUGAAUACGGAUGACGACGAUGGUGAAGAAAAUGAUCCAUCCGUCGACGCAAUUUCGACAGAAAGCAAUGAAAAGAAUCCCUUGGAGGUUUUAUUGAGCAUGGCAUCAGCUACUGUUGUAAACAGCCAACAAUCUACUUUAACAUCGAAUUCAACAGGAUCAACCGUAGUGGCAGUCGCAACUGGUACUUGUGGGACGGCCGUUGCUGAAGGCAACGGAGACUCUCUUAAUCCUUCGCCAAAAUAUACACAAGUUAAUCUCAUGACGCCAGACGCUUUCGCUUCCACAUCAUCUGCUAGCGAACGCAAAACUCCCGACAAUGUUAGCAGUGAAGUCCUAAAUACUAUUUUAAUGUUAGCUACUGUCACUGGAUCGAAUUCGGGCGCUACCAAGCACGAUAAUAAAAAUUUAUUAAAUUUAGUUAAUAAUAAAUUAAUUGAAGACCAAGAACAUCAGCAAAUGCAAUUAAAACAUGGUAUGGAAAUUCAAAAAAAUAACUUUAUUGCUAUCGAUAGAAAUCCGGGACGUACUAUAGGAGAUAAUUUAACUAGUGGCGGCUCAAGUCCAAGUCGUGAGGUUCAAGAAAUUAUGUCUUUGCAGGAUUUUGACAAAAUUUCCUUUAGUGGUGACGAGCUCUUGGAAGAAGUAUCAACGCAUACAACUGCUGACGAUGUAGACGCUAAUACGUUGAGUGUUAAAAUAGAACAUGAAUCAUCCAUUUGUAACACUAAACUUAGUCAGAAUUCAAGUACAACUGUUAAUUGGCCAAAAAUUCCAGACGUACCUAAGGUGGCGAACACAAAACAUUCAGCUGAAUUGCAGAACGCAGCAAAUUUAAUAUCACAAGCUGUAAACGCUUCUUCAGUAUCCAGUCUUAGCAAUAGCCACUUAGCUCCAAAUUUGGGAAGUACUAACUCGAGUAAUGCAGCGACAAUGCCUUCGAAUUGCGUUACGGUUACAGCAUCGGACUUAAAUGAAAUGAAUAUGAAAAUGACUGAACUUAUAGAUUUAGUAAAAAUGCAAACUAUUCAAAUAAAUAAUUUGCAGAAGGAGGUAACAGAUCUAAAAAAUUUAGAUGAUAUAGCAACAACCAACAAAAACAUAUCUGAAUACCCUUUCAAAUUGGAAAUGCAAUUGACUAAAAUGCUCGAACAGUAUUUGAAACGUUAUGAAAUAGAACAUAAACGUAAACUGGCUGCCUUUAUGGCGGAAAGAGAAGCCCAAAAUCGUGAAUUACGUGAAAGCAUUGUGCAAAUCAUGAACCAGUAUAUUCUGACACAAUUUGGUGAAAUAGUUUCAAAAGUAAUGGCUAUUGAAGCCCAACGGCAACUGGUUCCCAUGUUAUCUGCCAAACUUGACGCAUUGCAACAUCAAAUACAAAUUGACGUUGGACAAAAAUUGACCGCCUUCGAUUCAAUGCUUAAAGAGAAUAUUGCGCAAGCGUGCAAGAAUAAGAGUAUUAUUGAUACAUUUGGCAAAUCGGUGUUGGUGGGUGUGCAGGGCAGUUUGCAAUCUGCUUUCAUAGAGUCUAUGUCCAGUACGUUAAUACCGGCGUAUGAGAAAUCCUCGCAAAAUAUGUUCAAACAGCUGCAUGAAGCUUUUUCCGUUGGAAUUAAAGAAUUUAUGGAACAAUUUGAUAAUUAUUUGCAACAACUGCAACCUAUGCAUGACUCCACAGAAGAUAUCCUCAACAAAUUCUCAGGUUUUCGUCAGCAUCUCGAUUCGAUUUUGACGAAACAUCGUAACAGUGUUCAUGAGGCUGUGCUAGAAACACGUAAAGAUAUUAAAGGAUUGGAGAUUUUACUGUCUCAUCAGAUACAAGAAAUAAUACGAUCCGAAGUGCGGAAAUCAUUCGAAACUCAGGCCGUAGCUUUACGAUCGCAAGCCAAUACUCCUGCUCCUCUAUAUGAUCUUAAAGAUACCAUUAAACACUUGUUGAUGCAAGGGCAAAUCAAUAAAGCUUUUCAUCAAGCAUUGCUGGCAAAUGAUCUUAACUUAGUCGAAUACACUUUAAAAAGUGCCGAUCAUAAUGCAGUUUUUACACCAGACUGUUGCCUUGAACAGAAGGUAUUGUUAUCAUUAAUUCAACAGAUUUCCGCUGAUAUGAGUAAUCAUAACGAAGUAAAACAAAAUUAUUUGGCAGAGGCUUUAUUGGCAAUCAAUGCCCAUGAUCCCAUUACCCGCGAACAUGCUCCUAAGGUGCUGCAAGAACUGUUUCGCAAUUGUCAAAUGUUUUUAAUUAACUACCCAAAGAGUUCCCAAUGCAGUAAUGUACGCAUGCUUAUGAAAGCGGUACAAGCAUAUAAGAGUCAAUUCUAAUACACGAUUGGUGUUGGUUUAACAAACUGAUAGUAAAACUUCAUCGCUAAUCUUAUUCGUCACAAUUAUUGGCUUCUCAGUGAUGGCAGUUGAAUAUUUAAGCAUUUCAUAACGAACUUGAAACAAA
Molecule: messenger RNA, 4584 nt
Organism: Glossina fuscipes
Lineage: Eukaryota; Metazoa; Arthropoda; Insecta; Diptera; Glossinidae
Gene: Ge-1
Product: enhancer of mRNA-decapping protein 4 homolog
Exons: 14
Coding region: 330-4457 (1375 amino acids)
Biological process (GO): deadenylation-independent decapping of nuclear-transcribed mRNA
Cellular component (GO): P-body
Molecular function (GO): protein binding
Source: RefSeq, a predicted model, not a curated record